AAAUAAAAAGUUCAAACGAUUUGUUAAGAAAGUCACUUUAAUAUUAAGGAAAUAUCUUUCAAAAGAUAACAAGAUAAAAAGUAGGAGAAGAAACUCGGCUAAACGAUUUCUUUUUACCCAAUCCCAUCUCUCCUCCUGAACUCUUUAACACCAUUGAUUUCAAGCAGCGCGAAAAAGUGCGAAAAUCGGCCGCCGAAAUCCUUCUUUAGAAACACCUGUUGGCGAAAAUUAGCGAUGCGGGUAUUAAGACACGUUUAAUGUCAACGUUCCCCGCCGAUUGAACGACAUCGAGUUGAGCUUAGCGUAAAAUCCAUUCGAAUUUCGAAGAAGGAAAAAAAUAAAAAGAAUUUCAGUCUCGGGAAAGAGGGGGCUUGAAAAAAGAGGGGGAGGGUUGAAAAUCACUUUUCGGAGGCCCGAAACUUGUCACUGAAGAAAACCCCACUCGGAAAACUCUGGGCAUCUAAAUGGCUUGCCCGAAGCUCCCGAACUCCGCCUCAGUCGAAACUUGAUUGGUCGAGAGGUAGAGUCACGUGCUUCAUUUAACUCCCAUAUUUCUGUCAAGCUCGGUUGUGAUGAUUUACCGUCCGUUUAUUUUCUGAUUUAUCUCCUAGCAAGACAGCUAAUUUGGAAAAAGGCCUCUUUUACGGACUCCUUUUUGGAAAAGAGGUACAGAAUAAGCCCCUUUAUUUUUUUCUAGACAUAAAAGUGGAAAAGAAGUUAAACUGCUGUUCGGAGUAGUUGAUUAUGAAUUCGAAUGUCGUGUACGCCUCCGUCUGCCGUAACGGAGGGGACGCGACUGCUUAUGGGACGGCCGGUAAUGCUACGACGCAACAGCCGCUUUACAAUGGUGGCUCUACCGCAACAACAGCGAGUGGUGGAGAAACUAUUUCUGCCUAUUACUAUCAUCAACAAACUCCCGAAAGACUUAUACAACCUGCAGGACCUUCCUAUUUACCAACUACACUAAUGACCCCUUAUUCUAGCGCACCGGAACUCCGGACACCCCCUCUCCACCCUGAAGCAACAAAUGGUCAUCCGACCCCCCAUCAGAUUAUUAGUGAAAGUAAUGGACUCAGUUACACUAAUCUAGAUCAAUCCCACUUUCAUCAACAACAGCAGCAACAUCACCAAAGAAUAGGACCUUUUCAUCACCAUUCACCUUAUAGUGCCGAUGUACCACCCCGUAAUACAACCUACCACCAUCCCUACCGAAACCUGGACUACUCUUACGAAAUCGGGACUCAUCAACCUGCCGACCAAGUGGUCCCUAUAAGUCCCGAAGGAGCUCGGGUUGUCACGGGUUUUGUACCACCUACCACUUAUCCUUAUUUAGACUCUUUAAAUUUAUCAAGAAGGAAUGGUUAUGGUGGUUAUGAAAAUUAUGAUCCGGCUUUAAGAGAAAGUUGUCAAAUGAAUGGAGGAUACCAGUACCCUAUACACAGGACUCGAGUAACUACAGCUCAAGCAUCACCAGUACCCACAUAUAAGUGGAUGCAAGUAAAACGAAGUGUUCCCAAGCCUCCUGUCAAACCAGACUACAAUGGCUACAACUCAACUACUUCAAACAGCAAUGAUCCGAAUGGAGGACCAGGAACGGGACGAACGAAUUUCACGACGAAACAGUUGACAGAACUCGAAAAAGAAUUUCAUUUUAACAAAUACCUAACAAGAGCUAGGCGAAUUGAAAUUGCUACUGCUCUUCAUUUAAAUGAGACACAAGUUAAAAUUUGGUUUCAAAACAGACGAAUGAAACAAAAGAAACGAAUUAAAGAAGGCCAGAUUCCAGCUGAUCUCUCCAGUUCUGGAGGAGAAACCGGUUCCUCACCUCCAGUUUGUCCUAUUAAUUCUGGUACAGGAUCAGUUAGCUCACCUAGUAGUGUUGUUCCUUCAGUUUCUGCAAUAACUAGUGGGCCACUAACGUCUCCAGACAUCAAACCUGUGUCAUAGAAUGUUUAAUCUGUUAAAUCUCCAUUCAGUGCUCAAAAGUCCUAUUAAAAAGGAUCCUUUAUGUCCUUUAAAUCAGUGUUUGAUAAUAACUAUGGACACUGUACUUGACAGGCAUAGAAAUGACAAUUCUUUAAGUGAAUACAAUUGGUUGAUGUAUUUCGAAAAAUGAGGGAUAACAUUGAAAUGUGAUAACAUUUCAAGCUCAAAAUUGCUUGAAAUUUACUUUUGAAAUUCAAUUCUCGGUAUGUGUUGUUAAUUUAUUUUUGAUUACAUUGUUUUGAUAAUGCUCUAUUUGAAACUCUAUUAGACAAAAAUUUAUUUUACAGCUUCAGACUUUAAAUAGAAGUUUUAGCGAGUUUAUUUUCGCCUCAUUUUUUAAAAAGGUCAAUUCAUAAAUUCCUAUUAUCUUUUCAUAAACUUCAAAUUAAUAAACAAAUGUUAAAGGAAAAUAGAAUUUUUAACUUCAAUUUUACUUUUUUUUGUUGUUCUUUUUAAAAAAAUUCAGCUUUCUUCUUCAUAGAAAAAGUUUUCCACGCACUUAGUGCGUCAUUAUGAAAAUCUUAUAGUAUUAACUUAGUUUUUGAAAAAAAUUAAAACUUUAAAGACAAUGAAGCUUUAAAAUUGAAAGUUUAAAUUAGAUAUUCUAUACUUAAUUAAUUUCAUUUCUUUUUAGCAACAAGUUUUUACUUUUUUAAUACAACAGCUCCUGACUGUUCCGACUUUUCCGGAAUAUUUUUCUAAAUCAUUUAAAGUGGUAAUGAAGUAAAAUUUUCUCAAUUAAUUAGCACUUAACCUCUUCGAGACGGGCGAGUCAUAUAUGCAUUCUCAGGGUGGCUACAAUCAGGGUAAAAAAAUAAAACUGGUAGGCAAAGUGUUUCUAUAGCAGUUUAUUUGGGGAAGGAGAAAUAAUAAUUUGAUUUACUUAAUAUAUCAUUUCUUAAUUCGAAAUAACAAUUAUAUAGUUACACUUUGAACUAUCAUUAAUAAGAUAUGUUUGAAUUAAAGUAAAAGCAAAAACAAGACUGUUAAUUUAUAAAAAAAUAAGCCUGGUCCAAACUUAUGCUACCACUUUUUAUUUUUAAUUUUUUUCCAUUUUGAUUCUGGUUCCGUACGAAUACAUGUAUGACUCGCCCAUCUCGAAAAGGUUAAUCGCAUCAACUUAUUUCCAACAAGUCUUUUAUAUAUAUAUAAAUAACUUAUAAAUAACUUAUGCGUCAAAAUCAUUUUAAAUUUAAAAGUAAAUAUUGAAAUAUAAAUUUUGCUAUCAUUAGAAAAACUCUUAGAAAUAAAGCAGAAAAUUUAGUAUCUCUGAAUAAAAAUUUUCUUCAUUGAAAUCCAUUAAGGAGCUGAAUUUGCUGAAGAAAUAAGUGUACUGACAAUUUCACAAAUAAUGAAAUUCCCUCUAAUUACUUUAUUUCAUUUUACGUCACCUUUUCGUUUAUUUAAUUCGCACUUACAUUUAAAAUGAAUUGCUAUUUUAUUAUUUUAGACAUCUCUAACCUUAUGAGGAAAAGUGUGGAUAUGAAUGUUUUGCUUCCGUUAAACAAAAGUCUGAAAUAAAAUAAUUUUGCUACCAGCAAUUUAUUUUUGUAUGUAGGAGUUUAUAAUUGCGUCACUAAAGUAAUUAUCCACUGUUCCUAGUUUAAUUUCAAGAUGAAUGGGAAAAGGGCUGUAAGGCAUCAGACGCCCAGUUCCACUACAACGAACGAACAAACGAAAUAAUCCACUGCAGUGACAAAAAAAUUUACCCCGUGUACUCCAAAUCUAAAAUCCCUAGCUAAUAUUUCAGUACUAAAGGUGGUAGAUACGUUGAACGAAAAAACAUAUUUAUCUACUUCUAAUAAAAAAAAUAUAUAUAAAACUAUAACUUAACUAUUACAUUAUAUCCGAAAACUGCGUAAAUUUGCGCGAAUGUCUCAAAGCAGUGGAUAGUUAAAUGCUCUAAAUGUGCCAAGAAUUGCGCAGCACUUAUGCAAUUCACUUUGCCGUAAUUCUUUAGAGCUAACUUAAAUAAAUAAGCGUUUUUAUUGUUUAUUUUUUUAAAAAAUUUUUUUCACCUUCUAUAAUCAGAUCACCGAUUUUCAAUCUAAGUUUUUAAGUUUAGUUUUUAUUAUUUAUAUGCUGCAGAGGAAAAUAUUACAUAUCAGCUAACUUUUACGUUUAUCUGAAAAGCUAUUUUUUAAAAUUUUGGAAAAAUUACAUUUUGAUUAAUGGAGCUUUUUA
Parasteatoda tepidariorum (common house spider) is the source of this 4170-nucleotide messenger RNA. RefSeq lists its product as uncharacterized. Gene Ontology annotation, cellular component: nucleus. Gene Ontology annotation, molecular function: RNA polymerase II cis-regulatory region sequence-specific DNA binding; DNA-binding transcription factor activity, RNA polymerase II-specific. NCBI's taxonomy places the organism in Eukaryota, Metazoa, Arthropoda, Arachnida, Araneae, Theridiidae. The record is from RefSeq and is a predicted model, not a curated record. Gene Ontology annotation, biological process: regulation of transcription by RNA polymerase II.